This is a messenger RNA of Cicer arietinum (chickpea), 1142 nucleotides long. RefSeq lists its product as uncharacterized. NCBI's taxonomy places the organism in Eukaryota, Viridiplantae, Streptophyta, Magnoliopsida, Fabales, Fabaceae. The record is from RefSeq and is a predicted model, not a curated record.
AAUAGAAAGCAAGAAAAAGAGAGAUAAAAGAAAUAAGUGUUAUCCUUAUUAUAUUGAUCUUCUAUUUCAAUGGGAGAUAGAAAAGGAGAUGUUAGAAUAUAUAUAAUCUCUUGUUUUUUCUUUGCAUGCACCAUUGGAGGAGGAAUCUUCCUUAGCUUGUACAUAUUCCUACCAGAAUCUGAAUCUGUAACAUGGCAUCUCAUUGCAGGCAUGAUAUUGGUUGCAAUUCCAUGGAUCUCUUGGUUUGUCAUCUUUUUAUAUAGAUGUAUUAGACCUAUUAAUGUUCCAUUUGAUGAACACCGUCUUAAUAAUGGUGCAAUUUGGACACCAAAAUCUUCACCAGCUGUUACAAGUCCUAAUGGUGCAAAAUCCCCAGCUCAUUCCCCUGUUGGUGGUGGUCGCGAGCGCUGCGUUCAAUUCGGUCCGGUUGUGGAGAUGGGGAAUGGAUUUCAUGGCGAUGAUGGCGAAGGUGAAGAACACCACCACAAUGAAGAUUUUGUUGACCAUCAUGAGUCCAAGGAAGAACAUGAAAUACCAACAUUGAUAAUGGUUGAGCACUAGUUUAGAGAGAAAGUGCAAUGACAUUAUAAAAUCUUCGUGCAUGUCAACAGUAAAUAUGACAGAAUCGAAGUGUAUCAUCGUUGACAACAUUACAGUAAAAUCAGUGUUAUUGUGAUUUCGUCAAAUUCACUGAUAUUACAAACAUGCAAUUGUAUGCAUGGUGUGUAUAUAUGAUAUGAGAAUCAAACACAAGGGAUGAUGGACAUUUAGUUGAAUUGAUGCAUACACCAUACAUAUGCAUGCAUGGCAAAUAGUAAUAUUCACUAAGGUGAUAUUAUAGGAGUUAAUUAGUUGGUCAUGCAUCCAUGAGAUAAGAUAAUUAGGACAUAGUGAUGAGAUAAAUUAGAUGAGUGACUCAAUGAGGCAUCAUAAGCUAUAUUGUAGAAAAGGAGCAAAGUGCCAAGGGAUGAUUCCACACCAACAUGAAUGGUAUGAGUCUUUGAGUAGUAAUUCUAAAGAAACUUGACAAGGAAAAAGAUUAUGAAUUGUGAUUCUCCAUGCUAUGGAGUUAUAUGUAUUGAUUGAAUGAUAUAUGGUGGAAAUGAUAAUUAUGUGAGAAAUGGAAUAGACAAAAAAAAAAA